GCUUAAUGAUGACGCGGCGUUGGCUGCAGCGGCUGCUGGUUCUCCUGCGCGCUGCUUGUGCGGGGAGCGGAAACCAAAUCGAGGAAGUUGUGCGAGGGAGGGUGAGGUGCCGCUGUCGGUGCCAGUGACAGAUAAACACAGCGGGACGCUGAGUCUGAACCGGAAAAAGAGACAGUCAAAUCGGACCGAAGGGACCAGGGGUGCCCACGAAUUAUGAUGGCAGACGCAGCUAAAUCCAAGCGUCGGGAGCAGCUGAAACGCUGGGCCGGUUCUAUGACAGACAGGGAACCAGCGGUGCCCAGGCGAAGGUGGCGAGGCGAUGCGUGGGAGGCGGGCGAGCCAAAGGCCCGACAACCCACCGAGACUGAACCAGUGUGCCCGCUGGGACAAGGCGGAAGGACCGAACCCGAGGGCGAUAGAGCAGACAGCACCGUCGGGCGAAGGCGACGGGUGCGGUUUGAAAGAACAGCUGAGUUUCUCGCGGCCUGUGCCAGCGGCGACGCGGACGAGGCCAGUGAGAUGCUGCGAGACACCGGGGGGAAGAAAGAGAACCCCGAGGAAGGUUCUGGGGGCAUCGUGAACAGUACCAACGCCGAUGGGAUCACCGCACUGCACCAGGCCUGUAUAGAUGGGAGCACGGAGAUGGUGGUCUUUCUCCUGGAACACGGCGCCAGCAUCAAUCAGGCUGACAAUGAAGGCUGGACACCACUCCAUGUCGCUGCAUCAUGUGGGAAUCUGGAGAUCACAGAUUUCUUGUUGCAGAAUGGUGCCGAUGUGUGUAAGGUGAACUGUGAUGGUGAUGUCCCUCUGGACAUCGCCGAAGACGAGGACACGGAGGCCUUGCUGCGUCAACACACCCUACAACGGGGUAUCGACGUAGCUACAGUGAAGAGGGAGGAGGAAGAGCACCUCAUGAGAGAUGCAAGGACAUGGCUUUCUGAGGGAUUGCCCUCUGACCUCCGACACCCCAAAACGGGAGCCACCCCCCUGCAUGUAGCAGCUGCCAAAGGAUACAUUGAGGUCAUCAAACUGCUGUGUCACUGCGGGAUGGAUGUGUCCCUGACGGACACCGAUGGCUGGACGGCCUUCCACGCGGCAGCACACUGGGGACAGGGAGAAGCCUGCAGGAUCCUGGCUGAGCAUCUCUGCAACAUGGAGGCCCGCAGCAACGCGGGUCAGACUCCGUUUGAUGUGGCUGAUGAAAGCAUGAAAGUCCUGCUGGAGGAGCUCUCGCAGAAACAGGAACAUUGGCGCAGUGAACAGUCUGUGAACGAGCGACAAAACGUGGUGGAACCUGCCGCUGCCAACACAUCCAGCAAAAACCGAAGGAGCUCCGUGUGCCGGAUGAGCAGCAGAGAGAAGAUGAACGUGCAAGACCAGUCAAAGGAGAAGGGGGUCCCUGGAGGGCUGGAACUGAGGGAGGAGGAAAGAGAGAGCAGCCCUGAAAACUCCACCAUGUCAAGCCCAGAAAGCGAAAAAACUCUCCCACCUACUGUUACUCUCUCCAAGACGUGUGAAGAAGAGAAUGAGAGGAAGGAGAAAGAAAGGGAGAACAGGACAGCACGAGUUCAGCCCACCCUUCAGAGAAAUGCAUCUUCUACCUCUGAAAGCUCCAGCACUGACAAGCGCAAAUUUCAGACCUCUACGAGAGACGAGGAGUCAGAGUCACAGAGGAAAGCACGGUCCAGACUCCUGCGGCAGUCAAGACGCUCCACCCAGGGUGUGACGCUCACAGACUUGAAGGAGGCAGAGAAGAGCAUUGGCAAAAGUCCAGACAUCCCACGCAGCGUUCAGGCAGUCAGCCCUGUUGUGACUGUGACUCCUGCCGAACGAGGCACCAAAUACUGAAGAGAUACUAAGUUG
Paramormyrops kingsleyae is the source of this 1863-nucleotide messenger RNA. Lineage: Eukaryota; Metazoa; Chordata; Actinopteri; Osteoglossiformes; Mormyridae. The record is from RefSeq and is a predicted model, not a curated record.